Messenger RNA from Alosa alosa (allis shad), 835 nucleotides. RefSeq names its product endoplasmic reticulum resident protein 27. The coding region runs from base 1 to 792 and encodes 263 amino acids. The record is from RefSeq and is a predicted model, not a curated record. Gene Ontology annotation, cellular component: endoplasmic reticulum. The transcript is spliced from 7 exons. Gene Ontology annotation, biological process: protein folding; response to endoplasmic reticulum stress. NCBI's taxonomy places the organism in Eukaryota, Metazoa, Chordata, Actinopteri, Clupeiformes, Clupeidae.
AUGAAGACGUUACUAGUGGUUGUGUUCUCUUUGCUCACUGUGUGUAUUCUUGCUGAUGUCACUGAUGAGGAGGCUCCAUCGGACGAUGCCCUCCCCAGACUAACUGAUGUUGAAGCAGUGGAGGCCUUCCUCGACUCAGAUGAUGUUGCUGUGAUCGGCUUCUUUGAGGGAAAGGAGAGCUAUGGCUAUAAGGAGUUUUUGGAGGCUGCCAAAGCAGUGAAGUCCAUCCCGGUAGCCCUGUGCAGUGAUAAGGAAGUGUGGGCAAACUACAGCAUCGCGACUGACACCAUCAGCAUCUUCAGAAAGGCGGAUGUAGGCCAAGAGAAUUUGCAGCUCUCUGAUGCAAAGAAAGUGGAUGCUGAUGGGUUGACACGCUUCAUCAAAAUGAAUAAUGUCCGCUAUAUCACAGAGUACAACCAAGUGACUGCCGUGGGCCUGUUUCAGUCGCGGGUGAAGACGCACAUCCUGCUCUUCGCCAACAGGGGGAGUGCCGACUACUCCAAGCUGCAGAAGAGGCUGGGGGCUGUGGCCCCUGACUUCAGUGGAAAGUUCCUCUUUGUCCUGGUGAACGGGGCAGUGAAGGGCAACGAACGCUCCCUGGGCUACUUUGGCCUGACGUCACGUGACCUGCCUCGCUUGGGCCUCUACGACAGCGACCUGGAUAAGAAGUGGCUCAUGCCCAAGGGGGACAUCACCAAAGAUGCCGUGCGGGCAUUCUGCCAGUCCUUCCUGGACGGAGAACUCCAGGAAACAAAAGAAGCGGGCCAACCUGAAGCCAAAACUGAACUCUGAUCUGAAUGCUAUAAUCAAAAUAAAACCUUUUACUGUAAAAACA